ACAAAAACACCAACUGACCCAGCCGGGACUCAAACCAGUUACCAUGUUGUCUAAAAUGUCCUAAAUAUCCCAGGUUUUGGCCAACUGUUUGCAAGAAGAAAAAAUGAAUGAACAGAGUUUUUAAUAUACUUUAGUGUGGUCACUUAUUGUUUAAUGUAUUUUUUAUAGGCUCAAGUACAUUUCAGAAUAAGGGUUUCACUUGGCAUAGAUUGAUCUGUUGGGGUUAAUAAUAAUGUUUUAUGCAUUUCAAACGUAGCGAUUAUGCUUUCUGUAUAGACUCACAUUUUAAAAACGAGAAAACCAAAAUGUGUGAUAAAUAUUUAGGUGUAUUUUCUUACAUUCAAAACAGUAUAUUAAAAUUGAUGUUAAAUUAAAAACGUAGAGGGGGUUAGUUUUAUGCACAGUUUAAAGAAAUGAGGAGAACGUUAGCAGGUGUGGCUGGAAGUCUGAAAGGUAGAAAAAGAAAGUGAUGGAAUUUUGGUCAGGAAACCAGUGCUGGAAGUAUCCAAGAGCUACUGCAGCUGUUUCUGAGUCCACAUGCUGAAGAUACAACUAAAGCAAAUCUACCAUGUUCGGAGUGAAAUGCAUCCCCUUUGCGUUGUGGAUUAUUAUUCUCGUAGCAGGGGAAAAUGACUUAAAACUCAAGUUAACUCCAUUAAACCCUGCGGUUCAUGUUGGUGAGGAUUUGAGGCUGACCUGCAGCUGCAAUUCCUGUUCGGUUAAUGUGACCUUCACAUGGAAAACGUUACUUGACAGAUUUCACGGCGGAGUAGUUGAGGACGAGCCGACUGUUUCCCGCCUGCUGAUCAGGAGCAUCUCGACUGAACACAACAUCAAACUCGUCUGUAAAGCUAACUGUGGGAGCGAACGUUCAGAAAAAACUUCAGCAAUAAAUGUGUACUCGUUUCCACAUGAUCCUGUACUGCCCAAAAUAAAAAGCUUGAUAACAAAUCAGGAACAGAUGCUCAGCUGUACAAUCUACAACGUUUACCCUUUGGAAAGGUUUCAAAUUGAGUGGCUUCUUGGAGAUAAGGAGUCUGUGGUGAGCCCUGACACUUACCCUGAAGAACUGUAUGAUCAUGAGCAGAAUUAUACCUCAGUGUUGAAUUACACACAUUCUGCUGAUAAUCUGGGCAAGAAUAUCACUUGCAAGGCAACGCUAAAAUUGCCAAAUGGUUUUGAAAAAACUCGUAAUUCGACUCUUGAAUAUGGUCCAGGAACUAUAACCAUUUCCAGUUACAAAGCCUCAGUAAAGCUUGGUGAAAAUUUUGAGAUAACAUGCCAUGCAGAUGGAAAUCCCAAACCCAAAAUAUCGUGGUGGAAACAUGAAGAGGCUGAUCCUGAACCUCAGAGCCAAAAUGACAAGCUCAUUAUAAACAAUGCUUCCAGGUCGCAGGCAGGUUGGUACCAGUGCAACGCGAGCAAUGACCUGGGAAGCCUGCAAAAAAGCAUAGAGGUCAUUGUUUUAGGUCCUCCAAACACCCCCAAAAUCCAACUAAGCCACAGUGGAGAGCUAGAAGAAGGAGAAAAUAUAACCAUAUUCUGUUCUUCAGACGGCACACUGGCUGAACUGACAAUCUCUAGACAGUCCCAGAAUGCUGAAACAGGAGGUCACAGCCAAUCAGCUGCUCUCUUAAACCUCCCAUCAAUCCAAAUAACAGAUGCAGGGACUUACAUUUGUGAAGCAAAAAAUGACAUUGGGAUUGAGCGAAGCACAAUUGAGAUUAGAGUGAAAGCACGACAGAGCAUGCCUGACCUAAUGCCAGACCUGCCUGUAGCCAUAAUACCUGCUGUUGGGUCAGUGUCGCUGUUGACAGCUGUUGGGCUCCUGAUCCGACACUGCAGAAAGAAAGCCAGGAGCGAAUCCUGCAACUUGACAGAACUGAACUAAACAGAAGCAUUCAUCAGGACAUCAUCUCAUGGACAGGUGAAUACAACCCUGGACAGUUUUCUGCGGUUAUUGGUUUUCUGUCUUCAUUCAAUUGUAACAGAGUAAGUGUAGCUUAUUUACUGGAAGAAAAUUGUCAUGCUUAUUUACAUCAAGAAUAAUUUGAUUUAAUUCUAUUGAAAGUUUUUAAAGAUCACAGUGCUGAACUGCAACCACGGUGAACUCCAAAAUACUUGUUCAUUGUCAUUUUUAAUCUUGAUAUUUUGCUUGUUUGUGAGCAAGAAUUCAGAUCAGAAUAAAUUUUGUUUAUUUUUGACACUAA
Danio rerio (zebrafish) is the source of this 2210-nucleotide messenger RNA. NCBI's taxonomy places the organism in Eukaryota, Metazoa, Chordata, Actinopteri, Cypriniformes, Danionidae. The record is from RefSeq and is a predicted model, not a curated record.